Molecule: messenger RNA, 1917 nt
Organism: Fopius arisanus
Lineage: Eukaryota; Metazoa; Arthropoda; Insecta; Hymenoptera; Braconidae
Gene: Y-h
Product: L-dopachrome tautomerase yellow-h
Cellular component (GO): extracellular region
Source: RefSeq, a predicted model, not a curated record
AGUAGUGCCUCAUCAACACCUCAAGCCAAAUCAAGUUGAUAUUUGCUCAGAUCUGGAGAUCUCCUCGCUGGAUCAUCGUAUCGCUCUGAUGGCAUUUUAAUUGGAGUGCUGACUUCGAUGGGUAUUGGAUAGUGGUGAUGUGAGUGCCAUGAUGAGGAAGGGAUAAUUAGGCUGGAGAGAUGACUUCCAGUCAGAAGUUGAAACGUCGGAGCACAACACCCUGGUCUACAGAGCCCGACGAUAAUGAUCAGCACCACGGUUUCAGCUAUCGCGAUACCCUCCAGGAUUAUCAUCAUUAUGGUGAAUUCGGAAGGAAACGCAAUUAUUUUCCCCACUACCACUUUCAUGGAUACAAUGAAAUUCGUAUGACAAACGUAAUGCCCCUGCUGGUGUCAAUGACCCUUUUGGGUCUCCAAGAGUACUCGGCACAAGGUCCAGACCUCCUGGAGCAAAUUUCCCAAGAGUUGGAGCCUCCGAGAAUACCGGAAGGAGGAUACCGAGUGUCUUCUUCCAGUUUUCUCACUCCCGAGAUCCUCAACUCCAUGAGAUCGGGUAGAUUCAGUGAAUCGCAAUAUAGUACCUCUUAUGGUAAUAAUGGUAAUGAUAUUACGUUCACUGAGCCAAGUCUGAGCUUCGAACCACCUGAUAAUUCAAUUCCUAUCGAGGAUAAACCUGGUCCAUCAAUGGAACUCGUUUUCGCAUGGAGAACAGUUGAUUUUGAAUUCGAGAGUGAAGCAGCACGAGAGCGCGCGAUAUUCGAGGGUAAUUACAUUCCAGAGAAUAAUUUACCACUGGGUCUGGAACUCUGGCAUGACAGAGUCUUCGUGACACUUCCCAAGUGGAGGAGUGGAGUACCUGCAACACUUACUACUGCCCCGAGGUUUACCAAGGACAAGAGUCCCAAAUUGAGGCCCUAUCCCAGCUGGGGAUGGCAUCAUCAAGGAUCAUGCGGCGGCAUGACAUCAGUAUUCCGAGUCCAGGUUGACGAGUGCGACCGUCUGUGGGUGUUGGACUCAGGAACAGUGAACCUCACGGCGGAUCCAAAGCAAAUCUGUCCCCCAGCGAUUUUUAUCUUCGACCUGCGAACAGAUCGUCUCCUACGCAGGUACCAAAUACCCGAGGACCAAGUGAAACAGGACUCCCUCUGGUCGAACAUAGUGGUGGACAUCAGAGAUGGCAAUUGCAAUUCAGCUCGUGCCUAUCUCGCAGACGUCUGGCGUUUUGCAGUGAUAGUCUAUGAUUUUUCAAAUGACACAUCCUUCAGGAUCCAGCAUCACUUCUUCCUGCCCGAUCCUCUCUCCGCGAGAUACGAACUCCAUGGUAUCCAGUUCCAGUGGAUGGACGGAAUCCUAGGACUUGCCCUGAGUCCUGUGGACAUCAACAACGACAGAACCCUUUUUUUUCAUCCGAUGUCGAGCUUCAGGGAGUUUGCUGUCUCGACGGCUGUUCUCAAUGACAAGGACACAGCUGAAACCAGUCCUGAGAGUUUUAUGCCAGUGGGAAAACCCCGAGCUAAGGACUACGGUCACUCCUCGGGCUCUGCCAUCGACAAGCAUGGAGUCAUGUUCAUGAAUAUGGUCACCAGGGACUCUGUCUGGUGCUGGGACACCAGGAAGGAGUACAUUCCUCAGAACCUGGGGGUCAUCGGCGUCAGCAACGAGUCACUCAUCUUUCCGAACGAUCUCAGGGUCGAUCACGAGGAUCGACAGAGCUUCUGGACCAUCUCGAAUAGACUUCCCAUGUACCUCUACGGCCCCUGGAACCCCAACGAUAUCAAUUUCAGGAUUAUGCUCGCUAGACCUGUACAUCGAUUUUUGUAGGAUUUUUUAUUGAUUUCGAUUAGAUUUUGUUACCGAUUUUUGAGUUGUUCGAUUGAUGAUUAACGGCAGAUUCACUAUUGUGUUUUAAUAAAGGAGU